UAAAAAUUUUAACCUCAAUUGAUAACUUGUCACGAGGAAUCGGAGGAUGUAGCAAUACCAGAAAUGAAGUAAAUUUUCGAAGUUAACUACUAACUUUCAUUUGUUUAAAUUAUUACCCCUAACAUUUUAGUUCUUAUCUAUUUGAAGUUUCUGGUAAUUUCUUGGUCCAAAUGUUCCGCAAGUUAUGUUUUGUUCAUGCGUAGGACAUCCAAUUUUUAUCAGCACUUUUACCUGAAGGUAAUUUUCUAGGACUUGUGGAGUGCAUUUUUAUGAUGAUUCUUGGAUUACGCUUAAACCUGUUGAGAGUUCUCCUCAAAUCUUCCAGACAUCUUGAGUGUUUUAACUCUACCGUAGUGACGAAUGUAGGUGUGCAUCUGUCACCUGUGGGCAACUCGCCUGACAAGGUACAGAACCUCAGUUCUUCUGAUGAAGCUGGAACCUCGCUAGGAGCUGUGGAGGACAGUUUAUCAGGUAAAGGCAAGUCCCGGUUAGUUGCAGCAGCUUUUGCCUCUCUGGGACAUGUUGACACCUCAGGAGCGGUGGAGAAUCCAUCUUUGGACGAUAAAAUUAAAACAGCGAAAACGGUCAACGAGCUGCUUAGUUUGAUGGAUAAUCAGAUCAUAUCCAAAGGGCAUGCUUUCAAGGUCUUCAGCAUUUUGUCAACCUGGACUUCGCAGAAAAAAAUAGAAAUUUCUGAGCUGGAAACAGAUAUACGGUUUUUAAAAUUAUGUAAAUUUUUGAAUAAAUCUGUCAGUAAACAUUUACAGGCUGCUAAAGGUGACAAAGUAGCCGGUGGUCCGAAUAUUGUAACGGAAGUGACCAAUGAAGAUGUCGCUGCCAAGUUAUCAUCAACCUUAGAAUUGCCUCAAUUAGUCAAAGUGCUGCAUUCACUUGCAAUGAAGCAGAAACGAUCGUUGACCCUGUUGCGAUCACUGGUGUACAAUAUCACCGAAAAUCCAGAGGACUUAAAUGUGAAGCAAUGCGCUGAUGUCCUGUAUAGCUUAGCCUCAUUAAACUAUCCGGACGAAGUGCUCAUGUGUCGAGUAACAGCUGAUCUAUACAAAUGCAUCGAGACAACAGAGAGGCCAUCAGUCAUCAAAUCGAUAAUUCAGAGCAUAGGCAUGUUAAAGUAUAGAGACACGGAAUUAUUAGAUCAAUUGAGCGAAUGGAUCUUGAAGCACCUCCACGCAUGCAGGCCUCAGGAACUUUCAACAUUAAUUCAAACAUUAGCUGCUGUUAACUUUAAACCCUCAAAUGAGGAAGUACUGAAGGCAAUUUUGCCCAGUAUAAAUCAGGACCAAGGAAUGAACGUAUCAGGGUGGUUGAAGAUUGUCUGGUCCUUAGCAGUGUUGGGAGAAGCUACUGAUAAACAAGUCAUGUCAGUUCUCCAGCCUGAAUUCGUUGACAAAUUAAUUGUAACCUGGGACAGUCUACCAUUUGCCUUUAACCUCAAACUGCUUCAACUCUAUGGUUAUGCCUCUUUAGUCUUGAAGUGUUCAGACGCCCAAUGGUUGGCGAAGAAUCAAGAACUCAAAAAUAUUCCUCUGUUAAGGUCGAAAGACAAACAGGUUUAUGUGAAUGGAGUGUUCACGGCUCUUUCAAAUUUACUGCCAUCUUCUGUGUAUCUGUCAAAAGAUAUCAAUUCAGGAUAUGGAUACUUAAUUGAUGGAGUAUGUCAAAUAGAUGAUAAGUUGACGCCCAUAGCUCUAAUUGACAAGAAAACUGGAAAGAGAAUUAAUGAAAAUAACGGAACAAAAAUAGCAAUUAUGGUGCAUGACUUCCAUGAUUUCUGUCGAGGAUCUCACAACAAACUCGAUGGGGCAAACAGCCUCUUCCUUAGACUCACAGAACUUAGCGGAUACAAAGUAAUGUCUGUUCCAUUUCACGAGUUCAACUUGUCAGAUAAACUUCCAACCAGAGUACAGUAUUUAGAAGACAAAGUCAAAAUGUUGUUGAAAAGCAAGUAGUUUUCGGUAAUCUUUUCUUCAAGUCUGUAAAAUUGUAUAAAAAGCUAUUUCUCAAGAUCGUUUUGAAUUCGGCGGUCGUUUUUAGUCGCAUACUUUCGAUGUCGCAGGUGAGAGUGAACAAUCCUGUUUCUACAAUCGUAUAUGAAGUCAAAGCAUCAGCAUUUAUCGAUUUUUAUAGGCAUAGUGAUGCUGUCAGGGGUAUGAUUUAUAUCUACUGUGGUUUUGUGUAGGUAACUUAAUUUUCCUGUUCAGUAAUUGUAAGAUCUGUAAAUCUAGAUGAUUUUUGUAAUGAAUUGAUAAAUGUUACACUUUUAACUAAGUCCAACUUUAAGCCUCUUUUCAGUAAUGAAUCACAUCAAGCAUUUGCAUGAAUGUAUUAACUUUAAGACGCUACGAUCUGUAUGCAAUGACCCAUCCCCUUUUGUAAAAGAAUAUGGUCCUAUUUUAUUUUAGGCUUUUGGGCUGUUAUAAGUAUCCAAUGUUACAUUUCGAAACUUGAUUGUCGUGAGUGAUAAAAAUGGAAGUAUUUCAAGGCGUAGGUGAAAAAUAUAGUAUGAAUCCCAAAAUGUCGUAAUGAGAUAGUUGCAAGUGCUAAAGUUUUGUUACGAUAAAAAACACCACUUUAACGUAAAAAUGAAGAUACUGUCUUGGAAUUUGAUACUUUAACAAUCGUGCAUAUGCUGACAGUUCUCUAAAAAGGAGAAAUUAGCUUGGCCAUAGCCGAGGCCAUGGAAUGGAGGUUUGCCAGAGUAGCAAGAAAACUCCAGCCUGGCAUUGAGAAGGAUGCAAUUGGACAAAACAGCCCCUGAAAGCCUGCGAAUGGAGACAGGGAAUUAGAAAAAUAUUAUUAGCAACAUGACAAGCGUAUCAAGAAGUUUUGAAGAGAGAGGAUGAAAGAAUAGAAAAAAUCGGGUGAAUAAUGAAAAUAAAUAUUUGAAGGAGAAAAACAUACUUGCAUUACAUUUAACUGAUCAGAAUCACUUAAUUUUACAUGUUUGAUCCUAAUGCCUCUUAGUUUAAUAUAAUUUGAUGCAGAAACGUUUUUAUUCCAUGGAACGCCCGCAAUUUUAUCGGAUGGUCCUUUUGCUCAAAAUUUCAGCACAUAUUUUUCUACAGCCUACUUACAUUUUUGCGUCUGACUAUAAAUAGUAAUCUUCACAAAUAGUUCUGCUCAGCUAAAACUUUUAUGUUCUUGAUGCGCUCUGUUCUUUGCCUUAAUGUCAUUUUCAAUGCAAUGCCUCCGAGUCAAAUUCAGAAGUAGGAUUUUCGAGGAUAAGCAUCUGGGUGCAUCAAAUGCUACAGACCAGAUUACCAAUUCAGGGAUCUCCACCUAUUGAGGUUGCAGAAGUAUGAAUUCUUAACACCUCAGACAUUUUUAAUUUGCGCUUGGAAAACGAGUUCGCGGUUUUGUUGAUGAAUAUUGAGAUUAGCAAAUCCGUGAUCGUAACUCAUAUUUGUUUUUUAUUGUUUCACUAUUUUUUUUCUUUGUUCUUUGUAAAUUACUAAAUACAAUGGAAGUUGUUUACAAA
Messenger RNA from Bemisia tabaci, 3496 nucleotides. RefSeq names its product FAST kinase domain-containing protein 4. Lineage: Eukaryota; Metazoa; Arthropoda; Insecta; Hemiptera; Aleyrodidae. The record is from RefSeq and is a predicted model, not a curated record. Gene Ontology annotation, biological process: mitochondrial RNA processing; regulation of mitochondrial mRNA stability. Gene Ontology annotation, molecular function: RNA binding. Gene Ontology annotation, cellular component: ribonucleoprotein granule; mitochondrial matrix.